Molecule: messenger RNA, 1321 nt
Organism: Rhodamnia argentea
Lineage: Eukaryota; Viridiplantae; Streptophyta; Magnoliopsida; Myrtales; Myrtaceae
Product: putative nuclease HARBI1
Exons: 3
Coding region: 548-1273 (241 amino acids)
Source: RefSeq, a predicted model, not a curated record
UUUUUCCCUAGAUAUCUAUAUUAGUGUUCUUGUAUUUGUGUGAUGGCAUAGGUACUAUGGAAGGGGGACAAAAUAGUGAGUCAAAUGGCCAAGUAACACCAGGUGAUCAUUACUUGGAUGAGACCGAUAUUGACAUAAUAUUAGCAUGGUUGGGUAUUGUUGUAAUGGACAUGUCCAUGCAUACGAAAGAACCUAUUAGAGACAAUCAAUUGUUAGGAGCAGAUGGGUAAGGGAGAUUCUUUGUGGACAUUCCGAUAAAGUAUAUGAAGCCUUUAGAUUGGAGAGACAUGUUUUUCUGAAUCUAUGUGAUUUGAUGAGGGCAAGAGGUUGGUUGAAAGAUAGCCGUUAUAUUAAGAUAGAUGAACAAGUUGGGAUUUUCUUAUCUUUGAUUGGUCAUGGUAACUCUAAUAGAGAUUUAUGUUAGAGAUUCCAACAUUCGGGACAAACAAUCAGCACGUAUUUCACUAAUGUGCUGAAAGCAUUUUUGAAACUGACAAAAGAGAUUAUCAAACCACCUUCAUUUGAUGAUAUUCCGGAGGAGAUUCUUAUGGAUCGUAACCAUAGACGCUACUUCAAGGGCUGCAUAGGUGCUAUUGAUGGCACUCACAUUAAUGCUUGUGUCCCUGUGUCGAAGCAAAUCCCGUAUAGAGGCGGGAAAGGGACUACCACCCAAAAUGUGCUGUGUGUUUGUUCAUUUGAUAUGAAAUUUACUUUCGUGUAUCUUGGGUGGGAAGGAUCCGCGAACGAUUGUCGAGUCCUCUCGGCAGCACUAGAGACUCCUCGGCUACAAUUUCCUCAUCCACCACCAGAUAAAUACUACGGGCUAGAUUCUGGUUAUGCUGCACUUCCGGGAUUUUUAACUCCAUUUAAAGGUGAACGGUAUCAUAUCAACGAUUAUAGGGGUAGAGGGAGACGACCCGUAACAGCAAGAGAAUUGUUUAACCAUAGGCACUCUUCACUAAGGAAUGUCAUUGAGAGGUCAUUUGGGGCAUUGAAAAAUCAUUUUUCCAUUUUGAGACAUAAGUCUCCAUUUACAAUUCGUAAGCAAGCACGUAUUGUCAUUGCAUGUUGUGCUCUUCAUAAUUACAUUCGUGACCAAGACAAGAUGGACAAAAACUUUUCCCGAUAUGGUGAUCCGGACUACCCAUGUGGACCUAUACAAGAAGAGGUUGCAGAUGAUAUUUUUCAUGAGGAGGCCUCCGAGAUAAACAUGCUAAGGAAAAGUAUUGCAAAUCAAAUGGCAAGAGACAACGAUAUGGAUGAAAUUCCAUGACUUUGUGUUUCUUAUUUUUGUAAUCUUAUUUUUGUAGAACUUUGCAAG